AUCUUCGUUGUUCGUGACUGUUUUAUUUAGAUUGCAGCAGUCGCUGAACUGCAAAUACGUGACGGCUGUGACCUAUCUUACGGUUUGCGGUCAAUUGUGACGGAUAUUUGCUGCAACGUACGGCGAAAAAAUAAAAGUUAUAAAAAAAAAUUGAAAUUAGAAGGAAAUAUUGAAAGCAAGAAUUAACAAAAUCUAGGUCGUGCGAUCCUCCGUCUAAUAUGGAGCGGUCAAAGGUUGUGGGUAUAGGAAAUUCUGAGCUCGUCAUUCCUCCUUUACGGGGUCUCGACGAUUUUCUACUAGAAUCCGCCCGGUUCCAAAUACCUAAUUUCAAGGACCUGGACAAAUGGGGAAACCGGGUUGUCAACAAUCUGUUUUACUACCAAACAAACUACUUCUUCAUGUCUGUCAUCAUAUUUCUUAUUGUCGGGCUGAUUCAUCCUGUGAAAAUGUUGGUCGGUGCCGUAUCGAUGAGCGUUGCUCUUGGACUGUUUGCCUAUGCAUCGUGCGAGGGCCGAGCCAUUCACCAGACAAAAAAAGAUUAUCCUGCUCUGGGUAUCGUGCUGAUUCUUAUUGGAAGUAGCUUUCUUGCGUACACAGUUGGUUCACUCCUCGUGUUUCUAAUCGGUAUUCUUCUGCCUUUCUCUGUGACUUUUAUUCACGCGUCCAUGAGACUACGAAACAUCAGGAACAAACUUGUGAACAAGAUGGAGGAAUUAGGACUAAAACGCACCCCGAUGAGCGUAUUUUUGGAACAGCUCGGAUACCCUAUGCAGGCCGUCGGAAUACCGAAGUCGAGGAUCAAGCAAGAGCUGCAUGAGUUCGUUGCCGAUAGUGCGAAGGGUUUCUCAUUUAAACGCGGUGGCUACACUCGUCUCUCGGAUAGCUGACGCGUCGUUCAUAACGGAAAAAAUUGUCCAACCCAUCGUGAAUCAUUCCUAUUAAUUUUAUCGGCGAAACUAUGAACGUAUACGCUUUAAAUGCCAAAUAAAAAUUUUUGUUCAAUAAGUAGGGGCGGGAGUAAUUUUCGGCAAUGCGCUUUUCCCUUUACUUCUGUAAUCUCGCCGA
This is a messenger RNA of Diprion similis, 1065 nucleotides long. RefSeq names its product PRA1 family protein 3 (gene Jwa). Bases 219 to 887 code for a protein of 222 amino acids. The record is from RefSeq and is a predicted model, not a curated record. Gene Ontology annotation, cellular component: membrane. NCBI's taxonomy places the organism in Eukaryota, Metazoa, Arthropoda, Insecta, Hymenoptera, Diprionidae. The transcript has 4 exons.